This is a messenger RNA of Miniopterus natalensis, 2559 nucleotides long. The record is from RefSeq and is a predicted model, not a curated record. Lineage: Eukaryota; Metazoa; Chordata; Mammalia; Chiroptera; Miniopteridae.
AGGUAUAGAAAGAUAAUUAUGAGCUUUCAGUAGGAGAAGUUGAUCAUGAAUCCAUCUAUGACUAUUGUCUCCGAGGCUGUGGUCAGACCAGCUUCACUGUGGAAUGUAAAAAUGAAAAAGUAUACUUGCUAUAGUUUGUGGUAUAGCUCUUCAUUUUACAAGUGUCCUGUCCCUUAUGUAAACAAAUUCUAAUCUCUCUAAAUACAGCAAACCAUCGGAAGGAAAUUGUUUUGUACCUUGUUAUUUAUGAAACUUACUGUGGCAAACUGCUCCUAAAACAGCUUAAACUAUGACUGAAUACAUGCUAGAAAUUCAGGCUAAAUAUGAUAUUUCUCCUUAUUUUUUUCAGGAAAUAAAUGACUUGUGUUUUUAGAAUCUCAAGAAAUUUACUUUCUCACACAGAAAAUGUUUUACAGUUUGUUAAACACAUUUGUGCAUGUGUGUUAUGUGUGUUCUUAAAUCAUAUGUGGUGGUGGGGAGUGCCAAACAGUGUUACCCCACUGAACUGAUGAAUGUCUGUCUGUCUUCGUUAGAUCAUUCUUACCUUACUGAUAUCUCUUCCUAUUUCCUUACCCAGCUAUGCUGUUAUUGCCUAUGGCUGUGCCAGCUGCCCAAAGCUGACCUGUGAGAGGGAAGGCUGCCAGACUGAGUUCUGCUACCACUGCAAACAAAUAUGGCACCCAAAUCAGACAUGCGAUAUGGCCCGUCAGCAGAGGGCGCAGACUUUGCGAGUACGGACAAAGCACACUUCAGGUCUCAGUUAUGGGCAAGAAUCGGGACCAGAUGACAUCAAGCCAUGCCCACGAUGUAGUGCUUACAUUAUUAAGAUGAAUGAUGGAAGCUGUAAUCAUAUGACCUGUGCAGUAUGUGGCUGUGAAUUCUGUUGGCUUUGUAUGAAAGAGAUCUCAGACUUGCAUUACCUCAGCCCCUCUGGCUGCACAUUCUGGGGCAAGAAGCCAUGGAGCCGUAAGAAGAAAAUUCUUUGGCAACUGGGCACAUUGAUUGGUGCUCCAGUGGGGAUUUCCCUCAUUGCUGGCAUUGCCAUUCCUGCCAUGGUCAUCGGCAUUCCUGUUUAUGUUGGCAGGAAGAUUCAUAGCAGGUAUGAGGGAAGGAAAACCUCCAAACAUAAGAGGAAUUUGGCUAUCACAGGAGGAGUGACUUUGUCGGUCAUUGCAUCCCCAGUUAUUGCUGCAGUUAGUGUUGGUAUUGGUGUCCCCAUUAUGCUGGCUUAUGUCUAUGGGGUUGUGCCCAUUUCUCUCUGUCGUGGAGGCGGCUGUGGAGUUAGCACAGCCAAUGGAAAGGGAGUGAAAAUUGAGUUUGAUGAAGAAGAUGGCCCAAUCACAGUGGCAGAUGCCUGGCGAGCCCUUAAGAAUCCCAGCAUUGGAGAAAGUAGCAUUGAAGGUCUGACCAGUGUCUUGAGCACCAGUGGAAGCCCUACAGAUGGACUCAGUGUAAUGCAGGGCCCAUACAGCGAAACAGCCAGCUUUGCAGCCCUCUCAGGGGGCACACUUAGUGGUGGCAUUCUUUCCACUGGCAAGGGAAAAUACAGCAGGUUAGAAGUCCAAGCCGAUGUCCAAAAGGAAAUUUUCCCCAAAGACACAGCCAGUCUUGGUGCAAUUAGUGACAACGCAAGUACUCGUGCUAUGGCCGGUUCCAUAAUCAGUUCCUACAACCCACAGGACAGGUAUAGCAUGACCCAUGCAUGAUUCAGCAUAGUGGGUUUUGUCUCCACAGAGAAUGCAACAAUAUGGAAAUCCAAGUGGACAUUGAAGCCAAACCAAGCCACUACCAGCUGGUGAGUGGAAGCAGCACAGAGGACUCGCUCCAUGUUCAUGCUCAGAUGGCAGAGAAUGAAGAAGAAGGUGGUGGUGGUGGCAGUGGCAGUGGCAGUAACGAAGAGGAUCUCCCCUGCAAACACCAAAGCUGUGAACAGAAAGACUGUCUGGCCAGCAAACCUUGGGACAUUAGCCUGGCCCAGCCCGAGAGCAUCCGCAGUGACCUGGAGAGCUCCGAUACGCAGUCAGAUGAUGUGCCAGAUAUCACUUCAGAUGAGUGUGGCUCCCCUCGCUCCCAUACUGCAGCCUGCCCCUCAACUCCCAGAGCCCAAGGUGCGCCGAGCCCAAGUGCCCAUAUGAACCUCUCUGCCCCAGCUGAGGGGAAGACUGUCUUGAAGCCAGAAGGUGCAGAAGCCAGAGUAUGAAGUGGAAUGAAUGCUCCUGUUCUGAGAAGCACACUUGUUGUAACUGCAUCUUUUGGAAUCUUUCUUUUGGGGGGUGGGGGUGGAGAUUUAUGUAUUUUAUUUCAAAGAUUCUCUGGUCACAGGUUUUCCCCAGGGAAAUUCUGAGAAAUUUACAGUUUCUUACAGAUAAAACAUGGGAAAUUUUGCCCUUAGUCCCACAUCCUACUAUCCCCCUUUUUUUAAGUUUUAAUUUAUUGGUUAAACUAAUGGUGGCAAUCCAUGAGGUGUGUCAAAGAGUGUACAGAUGUAUGUGUGUAUAUUGUAUGUAUGCUAACAUUACUGAAGGACACAUUUUAAUAAAGAUUUCUGUUGUAAUUCAA